Messenger RNA from Periophthalmus magnuspinnatus, 835 nucleotides. RefSeq names its product hemoglobin embryonic subunit alpha-like. The record is from RefSeq and is a predicted model, not a curated record. Gene Ontology annotation, biological process: hydrogen peroxide catabolic process; oxygen transport. Gene Ontology annotation, molecular function: oxygen binding; oxygen carrier activity; heme binding. Gene Ontology annotation, cellular component: blood microparticle; hemoglobin complex; haptoglobin-hemoglobin complex. The coding region runs from base 399 to 833 and encodes 144 amino acids. The transcript has 3 exons. NCBI's taxonomy places the organism in Eukaryota, Metazoa, Chordata, Actinopteri, Gobiiformes, Gobiidae.
UGAGCAGGUGACUUUGCAUGUUUGUGUGUGCAGAGACACACAAAUUCUUUAUCUAUCUUUGUCUUUUGUUGGCCCACCCAAUGUUUUGAUAAGGCUUGGGACUCCAGACAUGAAUAUAGAUUUCAAAUCAAAAAUUAUGAAAAGGAGUUUAAGUUAUGAUUGUUGUAAACCUUUAAAUGAGUAGGGGUGUGUGCUAGAGAUACACUACAUUUUUAAGUAUCAACAUAAACACAUAUAUCAACAAGGCUAAAUUCUGAUUACUUUGAAUAAUAUGGACUGCAUCUCAUCAUUGCAGUGACUUCACAAGAUAAGGCAUCCUGGAGGUGGGUGUGUCUCAGAGACAAUAUAAAAACCCACCGUGUCUCCAGCUGUGACAAAAGCAGCUGUCAACUGUCAAGAUGACGAGCCUCAGCGCCAAGGACAAAGACACCGUGAGGGCCUUUUGGCAGGUGGCCUCAGUUUACCAUGAUGACAUUGGCAGGGAGGCUCUGAACAGGCUGAUUGCGGUGUACCCACAAACCAAGACUUACUUCUCUCACUGGAAUGAUGUCAGCCCUGGAGCUCCUAAUGUUGUCAAGCACGGCAUCACCAUUAUGAAAGCCGUUUCUGACGCAGUGGGCAAAAUCGAUGAUUUAAAGGGAGGACUUCAGAGCCUUAGUGAGCUGCAUGCCUUCACUCUCCGUGUGGACCCUGCUAACUUCAAGGUCCUGGCCCACUGCAUCAUGGUGGUUCUUGCCAUCAGGUUCCCUGAUGACUUCACCCCUGAGGUCCACAUGGCUUUUGACAAGUUCCUGGCUGCUCUGGCCCUGGCUCUGUCUGAGAAGUACAGAUAAAC